UUCCCGGCCUCUCCUCCUCACUCCCCAGCCGCCUAUUUCACCACUCCCCCUCUCGCCGGCGCCGCCGCCCAAUCCGCCCCACCACUCGCCACCGCCGCCCCUGCCAACUGCAGUGCCGAUGCGCUGCUGGUAGAUGAAUGUGGAGUGCCUUCACUCUCCGCACGCUCCAUCGUAAUGGCAGACCACCAGCAGCAGCAGCAGCAGCCCCCGUCGUCCGCCUGCACCAACUGCGGCACCGAGCGCGCCGUCGUCUACUGCACCGCCCACGGCGCCCGGCUCUGCCUCGAGUGCGACGGCGCCGUGCACGGCGUCAACCAGGUCACGUCCCUCCACCCGCGCGCCCCGAUCUGCGACGCCUGCGGCGUCGCCCACGCCGCGAUCCGCUGCCAGAUGGCCGGCAACCGGUCCGCGCUCUGCGGCGCCUGCGCCGACCGCCUGGCCGCGCCGGACGGCGCCCCCAUCGUGGAGGAGUACACCGGGUGCCCCUCGCCCGCCGAGAUGCUCCGCAUCCUCUCCGUCGAGGCCCCCUCGUCGCAGGAGGACUUCGACGCCUGGCUCGCCGAGAAGCUGCCCGAAAUCAUGCAGGAGGUUCAGGAUGGACCUCAGAUAUGCGAUGCCAGUGGAACAACAACAACAAUAGUAGGAGAUCAAAGAGGCACCAGCAGCAGCAGCUUCGGCUGUGAUGAUUGGAGCAAUGCCUGCUCAACUUCUGGGCUUGAGAAUACUAAUGGAGUAUUUGUUGGAAAUCACUCAGCUGGGCCUUCACUCCCUUUUGAGCAACAGCAGCACCUGCCACCAUCGAUCUGCCAAUUCCUCUCAUCAUCAUACUCAUGUUAUAAUCCAUCCUCCUCAUCAUGCCAGCCGGUCAUGACAUCGACUACUCUUCUCCAAUCCAUGGGAGGCAACGAUCACCAUCCGUCUUAUCUCCUCGAUGGCUUCCCUACUUUCUGCCCUUCCAUGCCCCUAAUGUCGCCACCGCCACCACCGGAGAACGGCACCAGCUGUCAUGACGCCAACCAGCCAUCGCAGAUGCUGGCCACGGAUGAGCAAGCGGCGGCGGCUCAUCACCAGCAAGAUCCAAGCACCAUUGCUAAGAAGCGAGAGGAAAGGGACAGGGCCAAGCAAAGGUACAACGAGAAGAAGAAGAAUAGAAAGUUCUGCAAGCAGAUCAUGUAUGCCUCCCGCAAAGCGAGGGCAGACACGCGGAAGCGGGUCAAGGGCAGAUUCGCAAAGGCUAGCAAUGAACACCAACACAUACUACACUCAGAUGCAGGAUAAAUUCACGAGCGAUUAGGUCGAUUUUUUCGUUCUUUUUCUCUUUUUUCCAUUCGUUUUACAUAUAGACAGUGCAUAUAUACACAAAAAAGCAAACAUUUUUUGUAGUUACAUCUUCAUUUUUGUCGAUGUAAAAUAAUAUCUCAAUAUUACAGUCGAUCAUGCCUAGGUAGACCACUCUUCUCCACACCACACAAAUACAUUAUACAUAGCUCUAAAUUUGUGGAGAAGGCUGUUGCACCUUAGAUCUUAGCCCUUUUCUCAGUUUUUUUUUGGCAUUUCUUCUUUCCUUUUUGAUAGUUUUGUGCUCAUUCUUUUUACAUAGAUAGUUUUGGGACACAUUCUUCUUAGGGAGGUACUUAUAGGAACUGGUACCAAGGUGUAAUAAUUCAGCCCUUGUCUAUGUGUACAUUCAUUAUUCUAUCUUUGGCCUGAAUAAAUAGAAUAAUGGAUUUUCAUGUGUUUGUCAAUACUAUCUGAUUUUGGUGAAUGUAUUCUCUGAAAGUACUGUUUCUUGAAAAAGAGAGACAAAUGACUCACCUAAAAGUACUGCAGUCUCUAUUACUAUCAAUCGAUUUUGUUAUUUUGCCCAGAACUCCACAAAUGUCAUUUCGAUCUGAAAUUUUGCAGGCAAUUAGAACAUUCAUCAAGGUUCAUCACAAAAAAAUCAGUUUUUUUUUACUAUUUUUUUCGAUUUUACUGUUCAUGCAGGAGCAUAUGAGCUCGGGAUCAAAAGAGCACUUUUGCUCUUCUCUAUACUACUUAACAAUAACCUAAGGUUUUAUCUUUCACUUGGUUUUCGCCCCACCACCCCUUCGUCCAACCUCCAACCCCCCAUUGAUUUUUCCUGGUUUUUCAUCCCUGCUGGUUUUCAUCAAACCAAUAUUUGAUAAACCAAUAAACCAAAUCAAUCUAUGGUAUGGCAAUAAAUUCACGGUCAGUAAAUAAAUUGUUUCUUAUGGUAAAACCUGGUACAUGCUAGACAUCUUUGGUAACCCAAUAAAUUAUAAAAUAAAUGUUAAUAAAUCUCUUAUAUUUGAUAACCCAAUAAAGCAGAAUAAUCAUGGACACAUACCUAUUUUAUCAGUUUAAGAAGUAGCUGGAAAAAUCUAUAUUUUAUAACCAAAACCUAAUCUUAUUUUCUCUAUUUGCUUUGCAUCGAGAUUUGUCCCAUAUGGUCCUCUUUUUAUGUCGAUAAAUACUUGCCCCCCAUGGCAACGCAUGGGCACAUACCUAGUGCGAAACAAACAAACAUAUAUGAAUUUAUCUUUUCACAAAUGUUUGUAUUCUAAAGGUUUAAGAGAACUAAAGAAACAAAAUAGGGGGAAAAUAUACUCAUUUUUUAUUUGUUAUAAAGAAGGCAAUUUUUGUGUGUAAUUGUGGCCAUUUUUCUUGCUAUUUUAAAAUUGUGUUCCAUAAGAUGAAAUUGGGUCAACAUUUAUGACCCAGAACAAAAAAUAAUAUUGGCCAUAAAGUAUUUGCUGGA
Aegilops tauschii subsp. strangulata is the source of this 2761-nucleotide messenger RNA. Its product is annotated as putative zinc finger protein CONSTANS-LIKE 11. The record is from RefSeq and is a predicted model, not a curated record. Gene Ontology annotation, molecular function: zinc ion binding; protein binding. Lineage: Eukaryota; Viridiplantae; Streptophyta; Magnoliopsida; Poales; Poaceae.